AUGAGGUCUUUACCACAGCAUGUUGUGACGCUCCUGGUUGCCUUACUUGGCAACACUGGUUUCACCAGCGCUGCUGUCUUACCUGCAGCCUUCUUUGAGCCAAUCGCCAAGGGAUCUGUCGGUGCCGUCGCCAGCGAGAGUAUAGAAUGCAGUACCAUAGGUAGAGAUUUAUUGGCUCGAGGUGGCAAUGCUGCAGAUGCUUUGGUGGGAACAACGUUUUGCGUUGGCGUCAUUGGCAUGUACCACUCUGGUAUUGGCGGAGGCGGAUUUGCAAUGAUUCGCGACGACAAGGGUAAUUAUGAAGCGGUUGACUUUAGAGAAGCGGCUCCCGCAGCAGGCCAUGAAAAUAUGUAUCAGGGCAACGUUCCUGGAAGUAUAUAUGGCGGUUUGGCUGUGGGCGUGCCAAGUGAGGUUCUUGGGUUGGAGUACAUUCACAAGAAAUACGGAUCACUGCCGUGGAAGACGGUGAUGCAAGGUGCCAUCCACGUCGCUCGUCAUGGCUUCAGAGUGUCAACCGAUUUGAUACGGUAUAUUGAACGAGCAGUCCAUGGGAAACGCAACUUUUUGGUGGAAGACCCAAUCUGGGCUGAAGACUUUGCUCCCAACGGAACUCUGAUUCAGGUCGGCGAUACCAUGACGAGAAAGCGCUAUGCCAAUUCCCUAGAAAAGAUUGCGAAUGAGGGCUCCAAAGUCUUUUACACCGGAGACCUCGCCGAAACACUCGUAAAGUACAUCCAACAAACAAACGGCAGCCUCACACUGUCCGACUUUGCAAACUACAAAGUCAUAAGCCGGCCCGUCAAAAACAUCACAUACCGCGGCUUCAACCUAUACACCAUUGGCGCCCCAGCCGGCGGCUCCAUAUCCUUCAAUAUUCUCAAAGUCAUGGAACAGUACGACCUAGCGGACAGGGAGGACGUCAACCUCACUUCCCACCGCUUCGCGGAAGCCAUGCGCUUCGGUUACGGAGCACGCGCUGAACUCGGCGAUCCGGACUUCGUACCGGGCAUGGACAAGUACGAAGCUAGACUACUAGACGAGCUUCAUGCCAGGCAGACGAAGGAGCAUAUCUCAGAUAACCACACGCUUCCUGUGGGGGAUUACGACCCCAAUGGCAUAGCACUCCCCGAGAGUCAUGGGACGUCGCACAUCGUCACGGCUGACCAGUCCGGCAUGGCAACGUCGCUCACCACAACUGUGAACCUGUUAUUCGGUGCGCAAAUCAUGGAGCCAUCUUCUGGUAUUAUCCUGAACAAUGAAAUGAAUGACUUUUCCAUCCCGGGCGUCCCCAACGAAUUCGGCUUCCAGCCCUCCGUCGCCAAUUUCAUCCGCCCCGGCAAACGGCCCCUAUCUAGCGUAACACCCGUCAUUGCCUCCUUUCCCGACGGACAGCUCUUUGCUACGGUCGGCGCAGCGGGCGGUUCUCGAAUCAUUUCAUCUACCACGCUUGCGCUGUGGCAUACGAUUGAGCAUGAUAUGACUAUGAGGGAGGCGCUUCGUGAGCCACGUUUCCACGAUCAAGUCAUGCCGAAUACGCUUCUUCUCGAGUAUGAAUUUGAUAAUCGGACGGCGGCAGGACUAAUGGAGAGGAAGCACAAUGUUACGUGGGUGAGCCCUGGGUUGAGUGCCGUGCAGGGAAUUAUGAGGCUGGAGGGUGGGUUGUUUGAGGCGGCGAGUGAGCCUAGACAGAAGAACAGUGGGGGAUUGGCCAUAUAG
This is a messenger RNA of Pochonia chlamydosporia 170, 1716 nucleotides long. Its product is annotated as gamma-glutamyltranspeptidase. The transcript has 9 exons. Bases 1 to 1716 code for a protein of 571 amino acids. NCBI's taxonomy places the organism in Eukaryota, Fungi, Ascomycota, Sordariomycetes, Hypocreales, Clavicipitaceae. Gene Ontology annotation, cellular component: plasma membrane. Gene Ontology annotation, molecular function: glutathione gamma-glutamate hydrolase. Gene Ontology annotation, biological process: glutathione catabolic process. The record is from RefSeq and is a predicted model, not a curated record.